Molecule: messenger RNA, 4179 nt
Organism: Oncorhynchus nerka (sockeye salmon)
Lineage: Eukaryota; Metazoa; Chordata; Actinopteri; Salmoniformes; Salmonidae
Product: keratin, type I cytoskeletal 18-like
Exons: 10
Coding region: 340-1638 (432 amino acids)
Cellular component (GO): cytoskeleton
Molecular function (GO): structural molecule activity
Source: RefSeq, a predicted model, not a curated record
GCAUAACAGGCAGUAGAGACUGUCUGUGUGACUUCUCAGUUUGCCCUAGCAUUAUUGGUCCGUCAUUGAUGUGCUAGCAUUGAUUUUUAGUAUAACGGUGUCACAUUGCGCUCUACUAGUGGAUCCUUUCGAUUGGAUACAUCCAUGAUGGCUCCGCCCAAUACACAUGUAUUCUGAGCCAGUCCCUCGCGCCCUUCGGUGACACAGCCCAGCUCACCUGAGGAUUCUCAUAUAGCCAUAACAGUCACCUGUACCAUCAGGGUCGGAACCCAUCACACCACAAACAACUUUUCACAGGACCUGCUUCAGCACACAUUCAUAUCACAGCAGAAACGCACUAUGUCCUCCACCUUCUCCAUGCGCAGCUACUCAGCCCGCCAGCCAUCCUUCUCCAGCAUGUCUCUGAGAGACAGCAGUAGUAGUGGUGGCAGGAGCCGCUCCAAAGCCCCUGUCUCCUCCCUGUCCUCUGCCAGCACCCUGUCCCUCUCCCGCUCCCUCUCCAUGGGCAACGGGCUCAAUGUCCUGGGCGCCCUCUCCUCCCUGAACGGCAUGGGUGUGGGCGCCAGCGACAAGGAGACCAUGCAGGGCCUGAAUGACCGGCUGUCCAACUACCUGGACAAGGUGCGCUCCCUGGAGCGAUCCAACGCUGAGCUGGAGCUCAAGAUCAAACAACUGAUGCUGGAGCGGGCUCCCAAAGGUCACGAUAUCGAGGGUAUGAUGGCCCAGGCUCACGCCAUUGGACAGGAGGUGAGAAAGAAGACCCUGGAGAAUGCCCGCAUCAUGCUGGAGAUUGAUAACGCCAAGCUGGCCGCCGAUGACUUCAGGGUCAAAUGGGAGGCUGAGGCCACACUGUGCCAGUCUGUAGAGAGGGACUGUCUGGCUCUCCGGAGGGCCAAGUCAGACCACGACCAGAUCAUAGCCACCCUGAGAGGAGACCUGGACAGCUUGAAGGAGGAGCUCUACUUCCUCAAGAAGAAUCACGAUGAGGAGAUGGGCUCCAUGAAGGCCCGUAUGGCCAACGAGCAGGUGAAUGUGGAGGUGGAUGCAGCCCAGGGCCCAGACCUUGGGGCCAUUAUGGCUGAGCUGAGGAACCAGUAUGAGGGCAUUGCGCGUAAGAACAAGGAGGACUCAGAGACCUGGUACCUUAAGAAGCUGGAGUCAGUGCAGUCAGAGGUAAAGGAGAGCGGUGAGGCGCUACGCUGUGCUCAGAGUGAGCUCAGCGAGAGACGCCGCUUCCUACAGGCCCUGGAGGGGGAACUGGACAGUCUGCGCAAACAGGUGGGUGUGUUGGAAGGGAACCUGAGAGAGACAGGCCAUAAGUAUGCUCUGGAGAUGGACAGUCUGCAAGCCAUGCUGUCUCAGCUGGAGGAGGAGCUGUCCCAGCUGCGUCUGGACAUGCAGCGCAACAAGACAGACUAUGAACAGCUGCUCCGCAUCAAGCAGAACCUGGAGCUGGAGAUCGCCACCUACAGGAGACUGCUGGAGGGAGAGGAAGUGAUCAAGGAAAUGCCUCCAACUAAAAAGGAGCCCGAGGUGAGGACCAGGAAGAUCGUCAAGGUGGUCACCCAGACCAUGAUCAACGGCAGGGUAGUGGAAGAAUCCAGUGAGGUGGAGCAGAUCAAAGACAGCAAGAAAUAAGAUAAUCAGCUCCAUUCGUUUAUAUCUUCAUUAUCUUCCUCUUCAUCACAUACACAGAGCCUUGGCCCUCCACAUUCUAGUUGAAAUCACACAUUUGUAAAAGAAUGCUUUUUAAUCUACAAACAAGGACAGUCUGAGUCGACUAAGGAGAUGUUCGACCACCAAUCUCUGGACAUGCAAUAACUGGAGACUAAAAUGUGGGAAAUGUGUGGGGUCAAUGUAUAAUCAAUAUUGGGAAUAUAUAAUUUGGGGUUUAUUUGAGAAAUAGUAAACAGUAGUAGGCUAAUUGUGGACUAGAAGUGUGUCUGUUUUUAUCUGAGCGGGAGAGCAUGAGAGAUCCCUUCAACAUUCUACUUUACAUUAAGUUCUUUACGGCAUAUAGUAACUUUGCAACUAUGCUGUACAUUCACCAAAAUGUAAUUAUGCCUAUAUUGUAGCUGCAGAUAAAUGUAAUGAUUGUAUUGUAAUGAAAGGAAACUCUCUGUUAGCAGUAGUUACAAAGUGGAAUACAACUAAAAGUAAGUACAUUGUCAGAUCAUUUCCAUAUGGAAUUGUAUUAAAUAUAAUAUAUAUAUAUACAUAUAUAUAUACACACACUACCGUUCAAAUGUUUGGGGUCACUUAGCAAUGUCCUUGUUUUUGAAAGAAAAGCAACAUUUUUGUCCAUUAAAAUAACAUAAAAUUGAUCAGGAAUACAGUGUAGACAUUGUUAAUGUUGUAAAUUACUAUUAUAGUUGGAAACGGCAGAUUUUUAAUGGAAUAUCUAAAUAGGCGUACAGAGGCCAAUUAUCAGCAACCAUCACUCCUGUGUUCCAAUGGCACGUUGUGUUAGCUAAUCCAAGUGUAUAAUUUUAAAAGGCUAAUUGAAAACCAUUUUGCAAUUAUGUUAGGACAGCUGAAAACUGUUGUCCUGAUUAAAGAAGCAAUAAAACUGCCUUUCUUUAGACUGGUUGAGUAUCUGGAGCAUCAGCAUUUGUGGGUUCAAUUACAGGCUCAAAAUGGCCAGGAACAAAUAACUUUCUUCUGAAAAUCGUCAGUCUAUUCUUGUUCUGAGAAUUGAAGGUUAUUCCAUGUGAGAACUUGCCAAGAAACUGAAGAUCUUGUACAACGCUGUGUGCUACUCCCUUCACAGAACAAACUGGCUAUAACCAGAAUAGAAAGAGGAGUGGGAGGCCCUGGUGCACAACUGAGCAAGAUGAUAGGUACAUUAGAGUGUCUAUUUUGUCCUCAACUGGCAGCUUCAUUAAAUAGUAUCCGCAAAACACCAGUCUCAACGUCAACAGUGAAGAGGCGACUCCGGGACGCUGGCCUUGUAGGCAGAGUUCCUCUCUCUGUCCAGUGUCAGUGUUCUUUUCUCCAUCUUCAUCUUUUCUUUUUGUUGGCCAGUCUGAGAUAUGGCUUUUUCUUUGCAACUUCCAUCCCUCUCCUUGGUCAAAUAGCCCUUACAAAGCCUGGAGGUGUGUUUUGGAUCAUUGUCCUGUUGGAAAACGAAUGAUAGUCCACUAAGCACAAACCAGACGGGAUGGCAUAUCGCUGCAGAAUGCUGUGGUAGCCAUGGUGGUUAAGUGUGCCUUGAAUUGUAAAUAAAUCACUGACAGUGUCACCAGCAAAGCACCCCCACACCUCCUCCUCCAUGCUUCACAGUGGGAACCACAUAUGCGGAGAUCAUCCGUUCACCUACUCUGUGUCUCACAAAGACACGCGGUUGGGACCAAAAAUCUCAAAUUUGAACUCAUCAGACCAGACAGAUUUCCACCGGUCUAAUGUGCAUUGCUCAUGUUUCUUGGCCCACUAAGUCUCUUAUUAUUAUUGAUGUCCUUUAGUAGUGUUUUUUUUGCAGCAAUUCAACCAUCUCCUCUGAACCGUUGAUGUUGAGAUGUGUCUGUUACAUCAAGUCUGUGAAGCAUUUAUUUGGGCUGCAAUCUGAGGUGCAGUUAACUCUCAUGAACUUAUCCUCUGCAGCAGAGGAAACUCUGGGUCUUCCUUUCCUGUGGCGGUCCUCAGGAGAGCCAGUUUGAUCAUAGCGCUUGAUGGUUUUGCGACUGAAAGUUUAUUCAAGUGCAAAAUUCUUGGAAUAUUCUUGAUUGACUGACCUUCAUUUCUUAAAUUAAUGAUGGACUGUAAUUUCUCUUUGCUUAUUUGAGCUGUUCUUGCUAUAAUAUGGAUUUGGUCUUUUACCAAAUAUGGCUAUCUUCUGUAUACCACCCCUACCUUGUCACAGCACAACUGAUUGGCUCAAACGCAUUAAGAAGGAAAGAGAUUCCAUAAAUUAACUUUUAACAAGGCACACCUGUUAAUUGAAAUGCAUUCCAGGUCACUACCUCAUGAGGCUGGUUGAGAGAAUAUCAAGAGUGUGCAAAGCUGUCAUCAAGGCAAAGGGUGGCUACUUUGAAGAAUCUUAAAUAUAAAAUAGAUUUGGAUUUGUUUAAUACUUUUUUGGUUACUACAUGAUUCCAUAUGUGUUAUUUCAUAGUUUUGAUGUCUUCACUAUUAUUCUACAAUGUAGAAAAAAGUUAAACUAAAUAAAAGCCCUUGAAUGAG